Rhipicephalus sanguineus (brown dog tick) is the source of this 1121-nucleotide messenger RNA. Its product is annotated as DNA replication licensing factor Mcm6-like. The transcript is spliced from 3 exons. The coding region runs from base 1 to 663 and encodes 220 amino acids. The record is from RefSeq and is a predicted model, not a curated record. NCBI's taxonomy places the organism in Eukaryota, Metazoa, Arthropoda, Arachnida, Ixodida, Ixodidae.
AUGUUUAUCAACAGCUGCCCUCUUCAUAGCGAAUGCAUUCUUCUCAUUUUUUGCCUGUCCUUGGCAACACGCCGCCAACAGGUUCUUCCCAAGCACGUGAAGGAGGCGUAUCGUCUACUCAACAAGUCCGUCAUUCGUGUGGAGCAGCCAGAUAUCCACCUCUAUGAGGAAGAAGAGGAAGAGAAUGAGGCAGAAGGAGGAGAAAACGCACAAGACGCCAUGGAAGUUGACGAGCCACCUGUCAACGGCGUUGCUGGGGAUGCACCAGGUGAUGGAGACGAUGUGAAUGACAUUGGUGUCAUCCAGCCUAAGCAGAAGAAGGAAGAGAGUGUCAAGAAAGCGCAUCUGACAGCUGCUCAGCAGAAGGCUCUGACACUUUCAUACGAGGACUACAAGAGAACUGCUAACCUGCUUGUUUUACACCUGCUGCGUGAGGAGAGUCGAAUGGAAGCUGCGGAGCAGGAAGGGGCAGCAGCUGACGAUGAAGGUGGUGUACGGCGCAUGGAUCUCAUCAACUGGUACCUGAAGGAAAUUGAGAGUGAAAUAGAGACGCAGGAAGAGCUCAUCCAGCGCAAGACCAUUGUGGAAAAAAGUAAUCGACCGACUUGUCCACCGGGAUCACAUUCUUAUCGCACUCUCCAAGAGUGGCCUGAAAGGCGCUGAAGCGGACGGUGAAGAAGACGAAAACCCAAUCUUGGUCGUUCACCCCAACUUUGUCCCUGAACUGUCGUGAGGAGCUCUGCUCAGGCUUGCCCACAUUAUUGUCAUUAGCCUGUGGCACUGCCAUACCGUUCACACGCAGCCAGUUGUUCACGUGUACAAAGUGUAUAUAUGUACUUUACCACAUAUUGCCCAUGGACUUCCAAGAAAACUGGUGCUCAGCAUCCUUAUAUUUUUACGUGCAUUUGCACUUUUUAGGGCAUUAAUCGUGGCUAGUAUCUGUGUUUAGCAACCCAGUGUUUGUCAAAACCGGCGUUCUUGUCAGUGAGCUUUUAAAAAAUUACAUUUUGAAUUCAUAUACAAUACUCUGCUUUUUGCACUAUCGUUUCAUAACUUUAAACAUAACCUGCGAAACACUUUUGUGAGGUAGUGUUUUAAAUAAAAAAUUUGUUCUUUUUUCA